This is a messenger RNA of Eimeria tenella, 858 nucleotides long. RefSeq lists its product as uncharacterized. NCBI's taxonomy places the organism in Eukaryota, Apicomplexa, Conoidasida, Eucoccidiorida, Eimeriidae. The annotation marks the transcript as partial. The record is from RefSeq and is a predicted model, not a curated record. The transcript has 2 exons.
UCCCAACGCCACAAGUGACACUGAGGCGGGGCCCCCCGGGGGGCCCCCUGGGGGGCCCCCGGGUGGGGCCCCCCUCAACUCCGCGCAGCCCUUGCCCCAGGCCCCCAGAACCUCCAGGGUUCACUUUACUGGGGCUCCCCACGAGGGCCGUGUGCCUCUGCGGCACCGCUGGGUCCGUAAUGGCUGCUCCUCUCUGGCCCCAGAGUCUGUGCUGCACCUGUGUACCUACAGGGGGCCCCCCCGGGGCCUCCAAGAGCUAAGGGGGUCCCCCCACUCAGGGGGCCCCACGACAGUCCUGCAUGCUUUUGCGCAGGCUAAGGCGUUGAACUUCGGCGGCCACUCCGAGUGCAGCGCCCCUCACCAUCACCAUCAUCACCAGCAGCAGCAGCAGCAGCAGCAGCAGUCGCAGCAGCAGCCGCAACAGCAGCCGCAGCAGCAGCAACAAGUCGCACACGAAUUGCAGCGCCCUCCCAGGAACCCAGAAGCGUCCGAGCGGCCCAGCAGAGGCCGGAAGGGAUCUGGGGGCCCCCCUGGGGCCCCUGGGGGCCCCGAAAGUCUUUCUCUGUCCUCCACUAGUCGCCAGCCCGCCUCAGCAGCAGCAGCAGCAGCAGCAGCAGCAGCUCAGCGCGGAACGCAUGCAGGGAAGGGCCUCUCGCUGGAUUUGAGGCCCCUGGCUGGGGCCCCCGCGGAAAGCCCGAGACAGCUGGAGGCGCCCUGGGGGCCCCCCAUCCAGGGGCAGCAGGGGCCCCCAGGGCGCAGCAAACGCCUGGACCCUAGUGAAGCAGCAGCAAUGAGAGACUACACUCUUCGCAUGUCUCAGUACAGCGAGUGGCAGGGGGGGGGGGGUGUGGGGGGAGG